This is a messenger RNA of Yamadazyma jaroonii, 1404 nucleotides long. Lineage: Eukaryota; Fungi; Ascomycota; Pichiomycetes; Serinales; Debaryomycetaceae. The record is from the annotation of a GenBank genome assembly.
AUGAGUAUUAUUAGAAAUAGCGACGAGGACUGGUCAAUUAUCUCAUCGUCAUCUGACUUUGACGAAAGAAGCUCUAAUGCAUCAGUCAAUGGAGAUGAUAAGAAUGAUUUUGAGGGGGUCAUCAAAAAUGAAAGUGAUUCAUUUAAUGAUUCUGAAGUCACUCAAUUGAUCAAAGAAAUAGAAGAGCAAGGCUCAAUUGGAAGUUUGAGAUUACCCAACUUAUCCGGUCCAUCUCUGAGGCAAAGUUCUUUUGGAUCUGAUUCAGGAACAAAAAUGGACAUCAAAUCUGAUCUUGUUAGGAGUGAUGCUACCAUUACGACCCAUCAAGUUAAAUCGGACGGAAAUGAGGCAGACAAGUCGGUCGAUAAAAUCAUCAGUUUUUAUGAAAGUUUGUCAGCAAACACUUUGAAGUUGCACAAAUCGAUUAAGGAGCAAGGGGAGAAUUUGUACACUAACAAGUUGAAGGACUUAAGAUUGAAAUUCGAUUCUGCCAUGUUUGAUUCCGUAUAUCAGUCAGUUUCAAACUGGAUGCUGGUUAAUUCCCAGUAUUUGAUAUACCUUUCAAUAAUUCCCAGUUCAAUCAUGAUCUACGUCUUGUACUCCAGACUCCUUGUUACUGAAGAACCUCCUCAAGAUUUCUGGAAUUAUUCGAUGUACAAAUCAAGGCAAGUUUUCAAUGAUUUGAUUUAUGAAGAAAACGUAUCUUGGUUCGGAACUAAAAGUAAAAAGAAUAGAUUUGCAGGUUUCUUGGAGUACUCCGCUUCAGAAAGUGUCAACAUUUUGAAUGCUUUGAAAUCCACCACCAACGUAUUCAUGAAUAGACUGAUAGUUAGACUCAAUGCAAUUGGUCAUUAUACACACUUCCAUGGUGGCUAUUUCUAUGAAGUAGCGAAAUCCAAAUUUGAUCAAUUUUGGGGGUAUUCUGAAAUAUAUUCGAAAACUCUUAUGGAAGGAUUGAAAACGAAUGGAGUAAAGAUCAUUCUGGAAAUAAAAUGUGUAUUUCCCUCGUAUAUCAGUAAAGUCAAAAGUGAUUAUGUCAAAUUGUUCGAAUCUGUGAAAGCCGAGUCUAUUUCAUUAUCAAAAACUGGGGUACAGGGAGGAAAAGAUUUCUAUGAAUUGAUAAAGAAUGAGGGAGUUUCAAGUUUGAAUUUCAUGAGAAACCAAGGUCAAGCUUUCGUAAGCUUUUAUUCAAAUCAAGUUAAACCCUUUGGAAUUCAAAAGUUUCACCUUUCAACGAUCCAAAUGAAGGGCUUUUUCGAUACAAGCGUGGCAGCUGCAACUAGAAUGAUCAACUUUGAUUCCAAGAAUGCUGGGGUUUUAGUUUCAAGAAUUUCAGAUGUCUUCAAGUUAUAUAAAUCAAGGGUGGGGGAAUUGGUGAACGAAUUGUACACCUCAGCCAGAUGA